Macrosteles quadrilineatus (aster leafhopper) is the source of this 2893-nucleotide messenger RNA. Its product is annotated as mitochondrial carrier protein Rim2-like. Gene Ontology annotation, cellular component: mitochondrial membrane; mitochondrion. Gene Ontology annotation, biological process: mitochondrial transport; pyrimidine nucleotide import into mitochondrion. NCBI's taxonomy places the organism in Eukaryota, Metazoa, Arthropoda, Insecta, Hemiptera, Cicadellidae. The transcript has 7 exons. The record is from RefSeq and is a predicted model, not a curated record. The coding region runs from base 467 to 1552 and encodes 361 amino acids. Gene Ontology annotation, molecular function: pyrimidine nucleotide transmembrane transporter activity.
GAGUGGUUGUUUGCGCCGGUCCAGUGUUUCGGUGUUUGUGUAUGUGUUUAUGUUAUUGCGUUGUAGUUGUAGAAAACCAAUUCAGUCAGUAACUCACUAGUUCAGUUUUGGCCGAACCUUGAUCAAUGAGCAUAUCGUUUGCGAAAUUUUGUCGUUCGUUUAACGCUAACUUUGUGUUUAAGUUAGUUCGUUCUUGUUGAGUUGUUAAGAAUUUCAGUGAAUUGACAUAGCCUAGGCCUAGCCUAGCAUAUUUGGAUCUCCUGUCUGGAACAAUCGUCUGUUUGGUAUUUGAAAUACCGUAUUUCAAAUCUAAAUUAGAACACUAGACUAGACCCAAGGUAGUUGGCUAUUGAUUUGUUUAUAAACAAACUUUAACAGCCAAGGGAAGGAGAAAUUCCUGUUAUUAAUAUUGGCGUUUGAAAUGUAAAUUAAGUUAGUGAAGUGAGUGUAAAGUGAAAUUGGUAAAAUGGCCCAAUCUCCAAGGGACACGAUGAUCCAUCUUGUGGCAGGAGGGGUGGCUGGUACGAUGGGAGCAAUUGUGACGUGCCCGCUAGAAGUAGUAAAGACAAGAUUACAAUCGUCUUCGUCUGGUUUCCACAUUCACAAUGUGCAAGUGCCCAAGAUCGCUUCCAUGGAAGGCAACAGCCAAGGGACGUGUAAAACUAUCAUGUCGUCGCAGAGGCGGAGGAUAAACACAGUAACUUCACGCCAUGCAACACAGUUCCUGGCCAUCUCUCAAUAUGAGGGGAUGCCGCCACCUCAGAAGUCAAUGGGCCUCAUUCAGUGUCUAAGGCAUAUUGUGCACUAUGAAGGCACCAAGGCCUUAUUCAAGGGGCUGGGACCCAAUCUAGUCGGGGUGGCCCCUUCCAGAGCCAUUUACUUCUGUGCGUAUUCCCAGGCCAAAAGUUUCCUCAACUCUGUAAUCGCUCCCGACACAGCUAUAGUUCAUAUACUCUCUGCCUCUUGUGCAGGGUUCGUAGCUUGCUCGGCCACCAAUCCUAUCUGGUUUGUCAAGACGCGGCUCCAGCUAGACUAUGCCAAGAGUGGACUACGACUCACCGCCAUGGAGUUAGUGAGGAGGAUAUACCGCCAGUCUGGUGUCCUGGGCUUCUACAAGGGCAUAACAGCCUCGUACUACGGGAUCUCCGAGACUGUGAUCCACUUUGUGAUCUACGAGGCUAUCAAGGCCCAGCUGAUGGCUAGGAGGUCGAGAAGCGAUCUCAACGAGAAGGAGAAAACUUCCCAGGAUUUCCUGGAGUUCAUGAUGGCUGGGGCCAUCUCCAAGACAGUGGCCUCUUGUAUCAGCUAUCCUCACGAGGUGGCCAGGACCAGACUGAGGGAGGAGGGCUGUAAGUACCGAGGGUUCUGGCAGACGCUGGGUGUGGUGUACAGAGAGGAGGGUCACCGAGGACUGUACCGAGGUCUCGCCACUCAGCUAGUGCGCCAGAUACCCAACACAGCCAUAAUGAUGGCAACCUACGAGGCUGUUGUCUACAUACUCACGUCUUACUGUGAUAGCAACUUCUACAUCGAGGAGGAGAUCGACGAAUGAUUAGAGGUGAUCGAUCCAUUUUACUACUUGUUUGGCUGAAGUGGCACAAGAUUUAACCAUUAUUGCUAGGGUUAAAAAGUCAUUUGUCAUUCAAAAUACAAAUUUUACUUAAAGAUAUUAGGGGCGAGGUGCAGCCUAUAGAGGGCACUUGUGAUAUGUACUUAUCAAAGUGGGUCUUCGCACAGUCUUAGUUAAACAGUUAAACCAGAUCCUACAACCGGUUUUAAAAUAGUUGCCUUAAGAUCCAUAAAACAUCAAUGUAGUGUUUCUUAGCAUUUAUACAAGUUAAGCUUUAAACUUCAUACAAUCCUUUGUUGUGUAAUAAUCAUAGUCAUUACCACAUUACAUUAUGUAACAUUUAAGCCAUAUUACGAGUGCCAGGAGUGGUUUUGAUCAUUCACCGCGGUAUUUAUCAGACAUCCAAUGUCUAUUAUUUUGUUAUGUUUUUAUUUAUGAGAUAUUUUACACAUUUUGUUCUAGUUUGCCAUUUGCCAUGCUCGAAAAUCAAAGUCAUUGGUUACGUAAUGUACUGUAAUAAGCAGAUUAUUUUUUUGACGAUGGUAUUGGUUUUGCUACUUGAAUUUGAGGUUUGAUAUAGAUUUGUCUAGUUUGGUCCAAAUUUACGUAGAACUUUUUGAAAAUAAUAAAUUUGAAGAGACCUCUGAAUAAAGUUUGAAAUCUAAUUUAUUGGGAAUAGUCUGAUUAUCUAGUCAUUUGUUGUGUGGCUUUUCACCAAAGUUGAUUUGACAUCCACAACAGAUGUUCUAACUUGUAACUCUUUAGUACUGAAAGUUGAUGUGAACCAAACAUAACAUAAAGUCAAGUAAAGGUGUAACUGUUUCCUUUAGAGAGCUUGCCUUGUGUUCCAAGAUUGUCUUUUUAGUUUUUUCCUAUUACUUUUACAGUUCUACUGUAUUGUAUUGUUUUUUUCAUGCUUCUUCUAAAACCUAUUCUUUUUUAUCAUUAAAGACCUUUAGUCAAAUUUUGUUUUUAUUAUUAAUUGUUCAGAACUGGGUUUUUGUUUCUUAUACAAUCACAUGCGAAUGUAUAUCUCCAAAUAUACAUUGAAAUUGUGAAGGGGUUUCAUCAAUUGAAGUGAAUAUCAAUAUUUAUAAUUUAUUUAUAUUUCAUAAAAUGUUCAAAUCUGUUUUGUAUCCUCUUAUCGUACAUAAAUAGAUGUUACUUUACCAAGCUUGACUGUUUUCUAUAGGAGGAGCUAGUUGUAAAAAAGACUGCUUAAAUAUUUAAUAGUAAUGUUAUGAAAUUAUGAUGUAGUUAUUAUAUAUUAUAAGUUUAUACACAUAUUUGUCCAUGAAUGUUAAAUAAAGGUGUCUUUGUUGA